AAACUGUCUUAAAAUAUUCGUUCACAAGGUGUCGCUAAAGAGUACAACAGUCACUAUAGCAACAGAACGCACGCUACUGCAUCGUAUUUGUUUACGAGGAAUUAACACAGAAGAAUGGUGCGAGGCCUUUUAUUUAAUGUUAUAAUAACACAGGAUUCAUAAAGCUGCAGAUGACAGUGAUGCCAUGUUUAUAAACAAAGGCCAGCAAGAGUCGUAUAAUCUACAGAGCGUACAACAUGCAAGGAAAGCAAAGAAAGUCGUCCCGUCCAAGUUUGAAAGCAGACUUGCAGAUGCUGCUUUACGACAAGCAGCAGAAGGGGGAUACCUUAUAUCACCUUCGAGGUCAUUUCUCUUGGAAAGAUGCCAAACAGCGAAAACUCCAAAUCAAUCUUUACGAGAUAUUGAAUACAUUCAUUUGUCUCACUUUCAUAUCCGAACCCUUGGUCAUAUCCAGUCAUGCCGACAUUUGAGGGUCUGUAUAUUGAACAACAACUACCUUACAAGGUUCAAUGCUUUGGAAAAUUGUCCACAUUUGGUUCGUCUUGAUCUUCAUAGCAACCAGAUUACAAAACUACCUGAUGAAGGAUUUUGGAGAGAAAUGAAAAGUUUGCAAAUAUUAAACCUGCAUGAUAAUGGUAUUGGGAAGCUGGAUGAUAUACAAUCACUAUGUGUGUGUGUUAACCUUGUUGCAUUGACAUUGUACGACACGCCACUCAGUCUAAAAACAAACUACAGGCAUCACACAGUGAACAGCAUUUGGUCAUUGAAGGCGCUUGACCAUCAUGUGAUAGGAGAUGAUGAGAUCAUAGAAGAUGCUUUGUUCUCCAAACGUUUCAUGACCAUGAACCCCAGACUUUGGGUCGACUUAUGCCCCAAGCAAACUGAGCCAUUAGACGAAAGAACCAUUGAAUCUGAAAUGAAAGUUGUCAAAAAAAUUCUGUUUGAUGUCAAUAGGAUAUUGGUCCAUGGUUCCCCUGUUGUUGUAAUUCAACGCUGGGUUCGAGGCCACAUCUGCAGGAAAGCACUCAACAUAAGCUAUGAUCAAGUCCAAGAACGCCUUCGAAAACUUAAUUUUGUGGUGCAGGAGACACCUAGUGGUAGCCAGGUGGAUGAAGUAAAUCUUGAUUACGACACUUAUCUCAAGAACCGAAGACCAGGUUCAAAGACCCCAAGUGCAGCCACCACUUUAAGGAAUGAAACUCCUAUGACUAAACAACAAAACAAAGAAAAUCAGGAUGAAAAAGAUGAUUUUUCCCUAAAACUGUUGCCUUCUUCACUGCAUAUCAACCUAAACAAACUUGAACAAAAUGCUAUGCGUUCUUUCGACAACACAGGGGAGGAUAAUGUUACAAUACACAUCCAUAAAGAAAGUAUAUUGCCAACAAAGUCGCUCUUUUCAAAACCAUUGACGGUAACUUUUGUUGAAAAUGAAGAGAAAGAAGCCACUGAAAAACCCGCCAAGCAACUCGCUGCCCCUGUUUCCACGCCAACGAGUGCUCCAUAUAAAGUUGGGAGGCGUGACACAGUUACGGUCCAACAGAUGUUGGGACCAUCCUCCAACCUUGUUCACCCUAUGUUGAAGGAAACGCACCCCACACUUGGUACUCUAGUGGAAAACAGGGACAUGAGACACACGAGUAUGGACCCUGAUGUUACAAACCAUGAAUGGAGGGUUCAUGAUAAAGCAUUCAAAGUGGCCGGCGGAAAACCUGUGUAUUCAGAGCUUGAACCAACUCAGGAUCACUUAAUGAUGAACAGAGAAGCAGGUAGAGAUGUGAGGGAAGCUGUAGAUUAUUGGCAUGAACAAGAAUUCACCAAACCCACUGUUAAAGUCAAGAAACCAAAACCUGUACAAAGGUUGGUUGAUCAUGUGAGUCUCGCCACUUUAGCUGCAGUGUCGAACGCAUACAGAGAUCGUGACAAGAGCGACCAUCUUGCGUUAAAAGUUGAACGUGUUAUGCGGGUACAACAGGAAAAAAUGCAAGCCCGAAAUAUAGUAGCAGCAUUCAAAGAAGAAAAAAGAAGCAAUGCCUUACAUCAACGCCAAACUGAUAGGAUAAAAAUUGCGGAAGGUUUGCAACAGAAUGACCUUCACAAACAAUCGUACAUAGAAUAUGCACAAGAACGAAAGGAGAGAGCUCUGCAGAGACACCGUGCAGUUCAUUCGCAACUCAUGUUUGCUUCUGACUUUGGAAACCAACACACGUCUGUUAGUAAUGCAUUGAUCAGACAUGAUAGACAGGCUGCUGUUGAAGAUACUAAAGUAGAAAAGACAGAUAUUGUAAAUGGAGUGAAGCUCCAACUGACAGAGCAAGCAGAGUUAGUGAGACGUUACAUGGAGCAUAAACAACUGAUGAGACAAAUGGCAGGAGCACAAGAUAAAUCAAAGUUUGACGCACAAGCUUUACAAGAAGCCAAUGACCGUAUAUUGGCAGCAAGACAAAGGGUGGCGGGCAUCAAAGCAAGGAAAGCUGCCGUGCAAGCAUAUCAGCAUAGUCUUCCUACUACUUCGAACCCAGGAACAUGGCCAUUAAUUCUCUCCCAUAAUCUUGAUGUUAAUCCUUCAUCUGUACAAGAUUCUCUACCAGAAAUAAAAGACAUGAAACGAGGCCCCAUGCCAACCCCAAGGACAGCUGUUGAAACUGACCGCAACAACUCGCAUGCGGAUGAAAAUAACAUAGAAUUUCCACCAGUUGCUCAUUUCAACAGUAAUCACUUGGUGCCACAAAAUUCAAGUUUGCAUCAAGAACUUAGCCUACAAAGCUAGAGUUCAGUCUUAGAUCGAAUUGCUUUGUUGAUUGCACUUAUUUUUUUGGUCUUACUUUUGCUUGGUUGUGUUAUAAGUUACCACUGCUAUUUAGUAACUGAUGCUUGCCGAAAAUACACUGUAUACUUUGUUUGAA
Molecule: messenger RNA, 2903 nt
Organism: Ciona intestinalis (vase tunicate)
Lineage: Eukaryota; Metazoa; Chordata; Ascidiacea; Phlebobranchia; Cionidae
Molecular function (GO): protein binding
Source: RefSeq, a predicted model, not a curated record